AUGCUCUCAAUUAAAAACCCUCUAUUUAUUAAAAGAACACUUUGUUCAUCGUUACAUUUGCAGCCAAUUCGUCGGGUGUCCAUCAAGACGACUAUCAUUUCUGAUAAGGAUGCUGAAAAGAGUAAUGACGUCGAAUUCAUAACCCAUCCUCUCUUCCCCCAUCCUGUGUUCGAUCAAAAGGAUUGUGAAAGUAUUGAAGUUACUCAUCGUGAACCAAGAACAAUUGGUGAUAAGAUUGCUCACAAUGGUAUUUUAUUUUUCAGAUCUUCCUUUGAUUUGGUUACUGGGUAUAAGAAGCCCCAUACUCCAGAACAAUUGGCUCAUGGUUUCAAAGGUACAAGGUACGAGAUGACAGCUGGUAAGUGGCUCACCAGAUGUAUUUUCUUGGAAAGUGUUGCUGGUGUUCCCGGGAUGGUUGCUGCAUUCCUCCGUCAUUUGCAUCUGAUUAGACUCCUCAAAAGAGACAAGGCAUGGAUUGAAACUUUAUUGGAUGAAGCCUACAAUGAAAGAAUGCAUUUAUUAACUUUUAUGAAGAUUGGUAAGCCUUCUUGGUUUACUAGGUUUAUCAUUUAUGUGGGACAAGGUGUAUUCUGUAACAUAUUCUUUUUGGUUUACUUGAUGAACCCUCGUUAUUGUCAUAGGUUUGUUGGAUAUUUAGAAGAGGAAGCCGUGGAAACUUAUACACACAUGAUACAUGACCUUGACGCCAAUAAAUUCCCUGAAUUGAACAAAUUAAACGUGCCAGAGAUUGCUAUUCAAUAUUGGCCCAAAUUAACCAAAGAAUCUACAAUGAGAGAUUUGAUAUUAAGAAUAAGAGCUGACGAAUCGAAGCACAGAGAAGUCAACCAUACCUUAGCAAACUUGGACCAGAAAAGCGAUAGAAAUCCUUUUGCCUUGCAAGUGGAAACAGAUAAGCCACAACCUGAAAAUGGAUUGAAGGUGACUAGACCUGAAGGGUGGGAAAGAAGUGACAUUGUAUUAAGCAAUGAAAAAUAG
Messenger RNA from Dujonia railenensis, 996 nucleotides. The record is from the annotation of a GenBank genome assembly. Lineage: Eukaryota; Fungi; Ascomycota; Pichiomycetes; Serinales; Debaryomycetaceae.